Messenger RNA from Gossypium raimondii (Peruvian cotton), 1983 nucleotides. Its product is annotated as ribulose-1,5 bisphosphate carboxylase/oxygenase large subunit N-methyltransferase, chloroplastic. The transcript has 12 exons. Lineage: Eukaryota; Viridiplantae; Streptophyta; Magnoliopsida; Malvales; Malvaceae. Gene Ontology annotation, biological process: peptidyl-lysine monomethylation. The coding region runs from base 97 to 1569 and encodes 490 amino acids. The record is from RefSeq and is a predicted model, not a curated record. Gene Ontology annotation, molecular function: protein binding; [ribulose-bisphosphate carboxylase]-lysine N-methyltransferase activity; protein-lysine N-methyltransferase activity. Gene Ontology annotation, cellular component: chloroplast.
GACCAAAUCCCAAUCAUCAUUUUCACCACGUCGCGCCUAGAAUUUUUUUUUCCUUUUUAAUCAGAUUACACGUAACCUCCUUCGAAGUUCCCAGCCAUGGCCGAAGCUUCUAGAACCUUCCACGCUACCCUCUUCUCCCUUCCAACUUUCUCUCCGCGACUCCACUUCAAGCUAAGCUACUCUCACAGUCACCCUUCACUUCAUCUCAAGAGAGCACGCUCGGUUCAACGCUCAAUUUCCGAAACCAAAACGAUGUCGUCGGACACGACCCUGCCUUGGGGCUGCGACAUUGAUUCCUUGGAGAAUGCUGAGGCUCUUCAAAAAUGGUUGUCGGAUUCCGGCUUGCCUCCUCAAAAGGUGGGGAUAAACAAAGUGGAAAUGGGAAAGAGAGGAUUGGUUGCUUUGAAGAAAAUCAACAGGGGCGAGAAGCUUCUCUUUGUGCCUCCCUCGCUUCUCAUCACUUCAGAUUCAGAUUGGAGUUCACCUGAGGUUGGUCACGUAUUAAAACAGCAUAAUGUUGCAGAUUUGCCAUUGUUAGCAACCUAUCUUAUUAGUGAAGCAAAUCUCCAGAAAUCUUCCAGAUGGAGCAAUUAUAUAUCUUCCUUACCUCGACAACCCUAUUCUCUUUUAUACUGGACACGAUCAGAACUAGACAGGUAUCUCAAAGCAUCGCAGAUAAGGCUUCGGGCUAUUGAAAGAAUUGCUGAUAUUACUGGAACAUUCGAUGAUUUAAGACGUAGGAUACUUUCCAAGCAUCCUCAUUUAUUCCCUAAAGAGAUAUUCAAUUUGGUGACUUUCAGAUGGUCUUUUGGCAUUCUCUUAUCACGAUUGAUAUACCUAUCUUCAAUGGAUGGAAAGGUUGCCUUGGUUCCUUGGGCAGAUAUGCUCAACCAUAGCUGUGAGGUGGAAACAUAUUUGAAUUAUGACAAAUCAUCACAGGCAGUUGUCUUUACAACUGAUCGGGCAUAUCAGUCAGGUGAGCAGGUUUUCAUAUCAUAUGGCAAAAAAUCUAAUGCAGAGCUGCUGUUAUCUUAUGGAUUUGUUCCAAAAGAGGGCACAAAUCUUAAUGAUUCAGUAGAGCUACCUCUAUCCCUUAAAAUAUCUGACAAAUGUUAUAAGCAGAAAUUGAAAGCUUUGAAGAAGCAUGGAUUGUCUGCCAGUUCUCAGUGUUAUACUAUACAAAUCAGUGGUUGGCCAUUGGAGUUAAUGGCAUAUGCUUACCUAACAGUCAGCCCUCCAAGCAUGAGCAAGCAGUUUGAGGAGAUGGCUGCUAUGGCAUCCAAUGAAUCUAUUAUCAGGAAGGAUUUAAGAUACCCUGAAAUUGAAGAAAAAGCACUGCAAUUUAUUCUUGACAAUUGUGAAUCAAGCAUAUCAAAGUAUUCUAAAUUCUUGAAGGAAAGUGGCUCCAUGGAUUUGGAUAUAACAUCUCAAGAACUACAGAAUCGAGGAGUGUUUCUGAAACAGCUAGCAGUAGAUUUAUGCAUAAGUGAGCAGAAAAUACUACAUCGUGCUCAAUAUAUACUGAAGAGGAGAUUGAGGGAUAUGAGAAGUGGUGAACUGAGAGCUUAAUCUUUUGAUGGCUACAACCUUUUCCCCCUCUACCUUCGCCAGUGACGAAACUUGAACUUAGAAACGCAUUUUUGGACCGUCUCUUUGGCGUCUUUGGAGGACUUAGUGUUCGCUGGUAAAGCCUUCUUCAUGAUCCUGCUUACGUUUGCAAUGUCCCCCGAUUCAUCUGCCAUCGAAAGAGAACAAAUCGUGGACAAUUUUUCUGUUAAUUAGCGGAGAAUGUGGGUUUGGUGAGAAUUUGUGGGUUUGAUGAGGGUAGAAAAGGGAUUUAACAAUGAUGGUGGUUCUGGUCAAAUUCUGUGAGGGAAAUGGAGCCGUUGUUAAGGUCCAUUGGAUCGAUGAUAUAGUCUCCAAAAUUUAGAUUUGUAUUCUCUUUUUAUAAGUGCAAUCUAUCUUUAUUAUUUUACCCAAUAA